This is a messenger RNA of Harmonia axyridis, 1341 nucleotides long. Its product is annotated as coiled-coil domain-containing protein 42 like-2-like. Bases 138 to 1232 code for a protein of 364 amino acids. NCBI's taxonomy places the organism in Eukaryota, Metazoa, Arthropoda, Insecta, Coleoptera, Coccinellidae. The transcript is spliced from 3 exons. The record is from RefSeq and is a predicted model, not a curated record.
GCGUCAAUGAUGACAGCUACGCCUCAGUGUCAGGUUUAUUUUUCCGUUUUUUCCUGAUAUUUUUUUUGUAUUGAUUAUAUAUUUUCGUCUAUAUUUUCUCGUGAAAGUCGACAAGAGAACAGAAAAUCGAUUCGGUGAUGUCUAAAACAAUAGAGCCAAAGUUUAUGCUACCGCCCAUAAGACCAGAGAAAAAAACCCUUCAAGGUACCACAUCGGUGAAAAAAUGCGAGAACUCCCUGAGUAUCCCGAAGGAUAACGUCCGCCUGAUUCCCGAGCUGGACAUCCUCAUAGAACAGCAGAGGAAGAAGGAACUAUCCGAAAAGCUGAUAAGAAAACACCACUACGCCGAACUCUUACGGCAGAAGCUGGAAGUUCAAUGGAAACUCCUGGAGCACAACGAAUUGACUUUUCAACGCACCAUCAUGUCUCAUAACAGGUUCUUGAGGAGGAAUCUAGAGAAGCGGGAGAGGGCUUUGGCUAAAAUUCAAGCGGACAACGAGCAAACCAGAAAACGUGAGAAAGAGAUAAAGGCCCUGGAUCAGAAGUACGAUUUCUUCAAUGCGGUCCUGAACAAGUUGAGAUUGGAAAUAAGAAAUCACAGUAUCUACGAGGACUACCUUAACGCAGCGGUGAAUCAUCCGGACUCGCCCUUCAAGAACGAUUUGGAUUUUCUCACCAAGUACGAGUCGUUGCAGACUGUCAAGGAACACUGCGUCAAGAGACAGACUGACGAAAUGGCCACGACUGUACUGUUGCACGAUGAUAAUUUAGAGAUUUUCAGAUUGCAAGGCAUAGCAUUGAUUGGCUUGAGAAACGAGCUGAACAAUCUCCGUGUCGCAUUCGACAGCACAUGCAGAAAAAAUCUUGCCACCGAAACCCUCAUCACAAAUAUCGUCAACAGAACCAACGAGCUCAACAUUGAAGUAUCCUCUGUUCAAUACAUGAUCGAUGCCAUCUAUCGCUACAUAUGCCAUAGAAGGAAGAUUCCUCAAAUGGAUUACGAGCUCAAGAACGUCAAGCCCAGAAUAGACGUCUUGAAAAGUACGCUCAGUGCUUGGGAAAAAGUAUUGAAUUCCUCUGAAUUGACUAGACACAGGAAGAAAACUCUGAGGAAAUCGCAAUUUUGGAAGCCUUCAGUGGUUCAGAAUGUAUUUAUGUGGAAGAAGAAGACAGGAUUGCGGCACUCGGUUUCAGAUAUAGGCUUGAAGAAGACUGUCAGUUCUUUUAAGUAGAAUAUGUCAUCGAGGUCCUGAGAAAAAGCCAAUGUAAAUCGUCAUGAUGUAGAGUUAGAAGUGUUUUUUUUUGUAAGUUUAAUUAAUAAAUAUUUUUCUUUCGCGUGGA